UAAUUCAAAUACAUUCGGUGGCAAAUCGUAUUCAAGAGUGCACGAACCGUCGAGCUCAAGAAGUGUCAGUUUAAAAAACAAAAAAACCAAGAAAAGAGAAAUCUCCCGUGACGUCACGCAUAAUUAUGUUUAAAUUAAUCCUCCUUUUCUCUGUGAUCAGUUUAGCUGUGGGCCUUAAGAUUCAUGAACACGAAUACGAGCAUCAGGAAUAUGAACACGCCCAUUAUAAUGAGCCAGCGAUUGAGGAAACUGAGCACCAUCAAGAGGUCGAACACAAGCACUCGGCGACAUCACACCAAAGUGUGAAAUUCCAUCAUUUCCAUGCUGUUCCGGUCUACAUUAAGAAAGAAGAUCAGCAUUUGCUGAAGAAUCCCAUCGAAAUCGGAGGUUCGAAGCAAAAAUUGAAGAUUCUUCAUCCAGAAACCGAAAAGAACCACAACCAUGGAUUAGUUUUGGAAAAUCACAGUGAAUCACAUGUGGAAGAACAUGGACAUGGACAUGAACAUGAGCCUAUUAUACACGAGCAUGCUGGUCAUUACGAAGAAGAGCCACAUUUGGAACACUACGAACAUUAUAGCCAUGAGUAAAAUGCUUCGAUGAGGAGAUAAAGGAGGUAUACAUAGAAGAUACAGAAAGCUAAAGUGACAAGGAACCAAAUUUUGUAUAAGAAUUAAGAACCUAUAGAAUUAAGAGUGUGGCCGAAUGCUGUUUUCUCCAACUAUAGCGAUUAAGUGAUUUUAAGAUUAUAAUAUGUAUAUUUUUUUUUAAUAAAUACACGAUUAUUGGUAUCGAUGAAAAUAA
Eupeodes corollae is the source of this 801-nucleotide messenger RNA. RefSeq names its product histidine-rich glycoprotein. The record is from RefSeq and is a predicted model, not a curated record. The coding region runs from base 126 to 587 and encodes 153 amino acids. The transcript is spliced from 2 exons. Lineage: Eukaryota; Metazoa; Arthropoda; Insecta; Diptera; Syrphidae.